GCUGUCACUUCUCGACUCGAAGAUGUCGCCAUGUCACAAUCAUCCCCAGCUCCAACGUCAUCACUUCGAUCACCCACCGCGGCAGAUCAUGAUCUCGUCUCCAAUCAUGUUGUCUCGCCACAGACGUCCGCUCCACCCGCUCCAGCACCACCACCUCCACCCCCACCCGAAGCUUCAGCUUCAGCUCCAGCUCAAACUACCCCGACAGAGACCAUGAGUCCCGCCGUGCAGGCUUACCAAACCCAGAUUAUGGACGACGCACUGGCCGCUUGCAUUGCUCAAUCUAAGAAACUCGGUGGAAUCGUUGAGCAACAUGUGGCAUUACUCGAACCCUUGUGUUCUGCCCAGUUGGCGUUCUUAGAGAUGGCAUCAAAACAUAGCAAACCUUCUGCAAAUACACUCCUUCCUCUGCUCAAACCACAGGCAGAUGCUAUCCAAGCUGUCAUGGAGACUAAAGAGACUCUAAAUCGGAGCAAAAAAGGCAGGGAAUGGGGUACAUGUUUGAGUACCGUGAGUGAAGGUGUGAGUGCUUGGGGCUGGGUACAAGUGGAACCGGCUCCAGCACCAUUCGUGACUGAGAUGAAAAGUGCCGCUCAGUUCUGGGGGGAUAGAGUGAUAAAACAAUUCAAAGAAACCAACCCGGAUGCUGUUGCUUGGUCCAAAUCAUUCUCAGAUUUACUCGAUCAGUUGCAGAAAUAUGUCAAACAAUGGCAUACCACCGGAGUAGCUUGGAACCCUAAGGGACCCCCUGCACCUUCGUCGAUUUCUACGACCAAUGCACCUUCUGCAGGUUCAGCACCACCACCUCCGCCCCCACCACCCCCUAUCGGGACUACGUCAUCUGCACCGGCAGCAGGAGGUCAAGCUGCCUUACUCGCAGCUCUCAAUCGUGGUGGUGCCGUCACUUCUGGUCUGAAGAAAGUGGACCCGUCUCAAAUGACUCACAAGAAUCCCGACUUGCGGGCAUCGGGGACAGUGCCAGAUACGAGCGUCAAGCGUUCUCCACCUGCCCUCAAGCCGAAACCUGGUUCAAGUGCUCCGACGACGACUAAGAAACCCGCGAGACUGGAAUUAGAGGGUGGGAACAAGUGGCUGGUUGAGAACCAAGAAGACAAUAAAAACAUCGUCAUUGAAGAUACUGAAUUGAACCACACUGUACACAUCUUCAGUUGCAAGAAUUCGGUCAUCAAGAUCUCCGGGAAGAUUAACGCUGUAUCAAUGGUCGGAUGCAAGAAAACUGCCGUCGUACUUGACACUGCCGUCUCCACACUAUCCAUCACCUCGUCACCCUCGUUCGAAGUUCAAAUUACAGGUACGAUCCCUACCAUCCAAAUCGAUACCACCGACUCGGGGUCCAUAUACCUGAGUAAAGAGUGCAUGGAAAAAGUGGAGAUUAUCACGAGUAAAACCAGUUCGAUCAAUAUCAGCGUUCCUACGGGGGAAGAGGGUGAUUUCGAAGAGAAACCAAUACCAGAACAAAUGCGUAGCAAGAUUGUAUCUGGUAAAAUAAUCACAGAAAUUGUAGAGCAUGCGGGGUGA
Tremella mesenterica DSM 1558 is the source of this 1539-nucleotide messenger RNA. RefSeq lists its product as uncharacterized. Gene Ontology annotation, cellular component: cytoplasm. The coding region runs from base 31 to 1539 and encodes 502 amino acids. Gene Ontology annotation, molecular function: adenylate cyclase binding; actin binding. The record is from RefSeq and is a predicted model, not a curated record. The transcript has 7 exons. NCBI's taxonomy places the organism in Eukaryota, Fungi, Basidiomycota, Tremellomycetes, Tremellales, Tremellaceae. Gene Ontology annotation, biological process: cytoskeleton organization; regulation of adenylate cyclase activity.